AUGAGGACCCUAUCAUGGAAUGUUAGGGGCUGUAAUGCCCCUAACAAGAUUUGCUUGAUCAAAAGGUGUCUUGAUCAAGUGAUACCAGACAUUGUCUUUUUGCAAGAAACAAAUAUCAAAGAAGAGGAUUUUGGUGUUUUUGCUAGGAGGUUUCAUUCUUGGAAAAGUAGUCUUGUGGGAGCUCAAAGUGCUUCUGGUGGCCUUGAUGCUCUUUGGCGGGAUUCAGUUGUUGAAGUGGAUGUCAUUAGAAUUGAUAGAUGGUGGCAGUGGCUGAAGAUAAGAUCGAAGCAGUUACACACCAGCUUUUUCUUUAUCAAUAUCUAUGGACCUAACAAUUCUAAUUUGAAAUUGCAGCUAUGGUCUGAGUUAUCAGACAUUCUAAGGAAUGAUAGGGAAAACUUGUUCAUUCUUGGUGGAGACUUUAAUGCUCUACUUCGCCCUUCAUACAAGAUAGGUAGUGUGGGUUGGAAUAGACAUAUUCAUAGAGACUUUAAUGCUUUUGUCAUGGAUUCUGGGCUACUUGAAAUUCCCUAUAGAAUGGGGGAUUUCACUGGACUAAUAGGAGGAGUGGUUUUUUGA
Messenger RNA from Cryptomeria japonica (Japanese cedar), 579 nucleotides. RefSeq lists its product as uncharacterized. The record is from RefSeq and is a predicted model, not a curated record. Lineage: Eukaryota; Viridiplantae; Streptophyta; Pinopsida; Cupressales; Cupressaceae. The coding region runs from base 1 to 579 and encodes 192 amino acids. Gene Ontology annotation, cellular component: nucleus. The transcript has a single exon. Gene Ontology annotation, molecular function: phosphoric diester hydrolase activity; double-stranded DNA 3'-5' DNA exonuclease activity; DNA-(apurinic or apyrimidinic site) endonuclease activity. Gene Ontology annotation, biological process: base-excision repair.